AGUAGCGUCAGGUGCUCCUUUAGCGAACAGCGCUCAAAGAUGCAUAGCGGUCGGAGCUGGUGUUACACUUAAGAAACGAUGGCGGAUUACGAGCACAACAGAAGGGGCUGCACCGACGACGGAGGGCCGCAGGAGGAGGGAGGCAGAGUGAAAACUAAGCCUGUCUCUUGUAGCACUGUGGGAGGAGGAGCGACCGCAGUCAAACGCACAUCCCAGCAUCUCUCGUCUGAAGAUGAGGACGAGUCCUCAUCAGACCCUCCAGCACCCUCCAAAGUUUCCAAAAUAGGCUUUGCCAUGAGCAGUCAGAUCGGGAAGAAGGGCAACCCCAUAUCUAUUAAGCUUGGAGCAACAAAACCCAAAGAGCCUGCACCAGCAGUUCCUCCAAAAAAGCCAGGGAUGGCGUCUGUCUUUAAUGAGGAUGAUGAUAGUGAACCUGAGGAAAUGCCUCCUGAGGCAAAGAUGAGGAUGAAGAACAUUGGCAGGGAGACACCAACAUCUGCGGGACCUAAUUCCUUCAACAAGGGCAAGCAGGGCUUCUCUGAUCAUCAAAAACUUUGGGAGAGGAAGUUGAAGGCCCAAGCAGACAAAUUGUAAAUUAAUAUCAUAGUUUUUGUCACUAAUGGAUAAUUUUGUAUAGGUUAAACCAUGACAGAGAUACCUAUGAAGGCUCAAAUGAUUCCUCACUGUAGCCUUAGUUUUGACAACUUCCCAGCUUUGUGGUCAUUUGAUGAAGAAUAUUUUAAGCCUUCUGUGAUUCUCCGUGACAGAACUCAUGUUUACUUGUCUAACCACUACCGACUGAGAGGUACCAGAAUGUCAAGCCUCUGUGAUUAGAGUUGCAGAGUGGGGUAAUGGAGAGAUGGGACAAACAAAUUAGCCAGAAUAUUGUUUAAACUGUAAAAUUUGCAACAGGUGGUUUAUGCUGGCUAAUACGAAACCCUUGCAUCUUAGAGCUCCCACGCCCCUGUUUUUGUCAUGUUUGUUCCUAUUUGAAGCUGGUUAGGUGUGGCCCUGGGCAAGCUUAUCUAAUUGUGUAAAAAUGUACAUAGAAGUGUGAUAUUUUAUUUUUAAAUUCACAGAUGUGUGUCAUGUUAUUUUGUGCGUGUUGCUUUUUUUCUUUCAUUUAGUUUCUCAGCGUCAAUGUGCAACCUUAUGUUUUCACCAGUUGUGCCACCUCAUAGAUAGUCUCUGGUUUGUUUUAUUAUUGUGUCAGUAUGCAACACUGUAUUUCUUCCUGCUUCACUGAAUCUUGCAAACAGACAUAGCUGUGUUUUCAUGUUCACAACAGAAAGACUGAUAUGUUUUAGUGUGAAAACCAGAAUCGUACAUAGCUAUCAGAAUCAACCUGGUUGUGGUAUCAGUACUUAUUAUGAUUUCUGGAUGAUUAAAUUAUAGGUUAGCAACCUAUUUUAACAUA
Messenger RNA from Scomber scombrus (Atlantic mackerel), 1417 nucleotides. RefSeq names its product PEST proteolytic signal-containing nuclear protein-like. NCBI's taxonomy places the organism in Eukaryota, Metazoa, Chordata, Actinopteri, Scombriformes, Scombridae. Gene Ontology annotation, biological process: protein ubiquitination; proteasome-mediated ubiquitin-dependent protein catabolic process. Bases 79 to 594 code for a protein of 171 amino acids. The record is from RefSeq and is a predicted model, not a curated record. The transcript has 5 exons. Gene Ontology annotation, cellular component: nucleus.